AUGGAUGGCCUGGAACAAGCGUUUGAAUGGAUCCAGGCCAAGGGCGCGCGGGCCACGCGCGCCGACUAUGCCUCGCUGCUCAAGCGCUGUGGCGUCGCUAGGGUUCUAGAUUUCGCCAGGCGCGCCUACGAAUCCAUGGCGCGCAGCCGGCACCACGACGAGCUCUCCCUCCGCAAUCUCUCCAUCGAGAUGUUUGGCAAGUGCGGGGACAUCGAGGUGGCCAGGGAGAUUUUCCACGGCCUGUGGCGCCCAAAUCUCUUCUCCUGGACGAUGAUCCUGGCGGCCUGCGCUCGCAAUGGCCGGAAUCUCGAGGCGCUGCUGCUCGUCCGCCGGAUGAUUGGCGAGGGAGCGCGACCGGAUGUGGUGUGCUUCGUGACGAUCCUGGAUUUGUGCGCGGCCACGGCGGAUUUGGAGCAAGGUAAGGUCGCUCACGCCUGGAUUCUUGCCUGUGGUGUGGAGUCGUCUAGUAGGGUUCUUGGCAAUGCGCUGAUCAACAUGUAUGGUAAAUGCAGGAAUCUGGAUCUCGCUAGAGCGCAGUUUGAUCGGAUGGAGCACCAAGAUCACGGGAGAGAUGUUGUGACUUGGAACUCGCUGCUUGCGGCAUUUACCCACAAUGGGUAUUUGGAGGAGGCUGCUCGGUUGUUCCAAGAGAUGGAAGUCGAAGGGAUCAAGCCCAGCAGCGUGACUCUCACAUGUGUUCUUGAGUCUUGUAGCGGCGAUCGCCAAGGUAAGCUCUUUCACGAUCGAGUUCUCGAUCUCGGACUCCAAGGGGACGAGUUUCUCAUGAAUUCUCUCGUGAAGAUGUAUGCCAGGUGUGGGAGACUGGAAGAGAGCAGGCUGGUUUUCCGAGCGAUCGAUCAAAAGGAUAUCAUUUCCUGGAACGUGAUGAUCUCGCUGGAAGCUCGGCUGGGAAGCAGCGAAGAGGCGGUUGAGCUGCUGCGAGAGAUUGAUCUGGAGGGAUUUCCAGAGCCGGACGAGGAGCUCGUUUCCAGCGCUGGCUUUGACGACGAUCUCCUCCUUGGCAACGCUGUUGUCAACAUGUUUGGGAAGUCCGGCUGCUUGGAUGCUGCUCGAGCAACUUUUGAUCGAUUGCCAGUCAAGAAUGUGGUCUCCUGGAACUGCUUGAUCUCGGGUUACGCGCAGAACCUCCAGGGAAGAAGAUGUCUGGAGCUUUUCAGGCAGAUGGAUCAAGAGGGUGUCAAAGCCAACUCGGUCACCUUUGUCAGCCUUCUCGACGCGUGCUCUACAAUCCCAGCUCUUGACUUUGGACGAGAACUCCAUCUCCGGAUCACUGCUGCCGGAUUGGAACUACACACGGUGGUGGCGACUGCGCUGAUCAACAUGUAUGGCAAGUGCCAGGAGCUCCAACUCGCACAAGAACUACUCGAGAGAUACCAGUCGACGGGACUAGUGGCUUGCAACGUCAUGAUCUCGGCGUAUGCCCAAGUUGGGCAUAGCGAGAGAGCUAUGGAGUUUCUCCAAGGAAUGGAUCUCGCAGGUGUCAAGGCCGACGUUGUGACUUACAUUGGAGCGCUCGAGGCGUGCGCUUGCUCCAAGGAUUUUUCCAAAGGUCAGGCUGUCUACGAUCGGGUUGUGAGCACCGGCUGGAUCUCGCAGCUCGUCAUUGCAAACUCGGUGAUCAACAUGCUGGGAAAGAGUGGACGGGUUUUGGAAGCCGCCAUUGUCUUCGAUCGGAUGGAAAAGAGAGACAGCGUCACGUGGAACGCGAUCGCUGCUGCAUAUGCCCAGAACGGGCAUCCGCUGGAAGCGCUGGAAUUGUUCUGGAGAAUGCAGCAGCAGGGUGUUCGAGCACAGGAGGCGACGUUUGUGACGAUCUUAGAUGCUUGCGGCGAUUCCAGCUCGUUGCUCGCCCAUGGUCGAUCGAUCGCGAAGCUGAGUUCUUGGACGUCCGACGCGAUCAAAGGGGCGCUGCUGGGAAUGUACUCCAAGUGUGGCUGCGUGGACGACGCGCUGGCAGCGCUCCAGAGCUUGUCCUCGCGGGGGCUGCUGGCGUGGACGUCCAUGCUGGCGGCCUACGCCCACGUCGGACGCGCCAGCGAGGCACUGCGCGUGCUCGGGCAAAUGCAGCACGAUGGGGUGGUGCCCGACGACGUGGCAUUUUCUGCCGUGGUGUUUGCAUGCAGCCACGCUGGACUCCUCCACGAGGCGCUCGUACGGCUGGCGUGGGUGUCCGGGGAUUACGGUACGGCCAUGGGCGCUGGGCUGUACGAAUGCGUUGUGGAUGUGCUUGCACGGAUGGGCCGGCUCCAGGAGGCCGAGGAGCUCAUGCACGCGAUGCCGUACGAGCCCGAUAGUUUGGCCUGGAUGGCGCUUUUGGGCGCGUGUACAGUCCACGGUGAUCUGGAAAGGGGGGCUCGUACGGCGGGACACGAGGCAUUGUUGGAUUCGGGCAGUGGGCGAUAUGUCUUGCUAUCCAAUAUGUACGCCUCAUGGGAGGAUUGAACGGCCGGGAUCUCCGGGAAUGGACGGUGAUCUCUGACGCUGUUGGAGUAGGAAUAUCUUGGGGAGAUUUUUUCCGAUGUGGAUAAACUCUGUAGCACAGCUGUGAACAAUAUUCGCGAUAAUUGUUUGCCCCUUGCU
This is a messenger RNA of Selaginella moellendorffii, 2601 nucleotides long. RefSeq names its product pentatricopeptide repeat-containing protein At3g09040, mitochondrial. Lineage: Eukaryota; Viridiplantae; Streptophyta; Lycopodiopsida; Selaginellales; Selaginellaceae. The coding region runs from base 1 to 2463 and encodes 820 amino acids. Gene Ontology annotation, molecular function: protein binding; RNA binding. Gene Ontology annotation, biological process: RNA modification. The record is from RefSeq and is a predicted model, not a curated record. The transcript is spliced from 2 exons.